Rhagoletis pomonella (apple maggot) is the source of this 2721-nucleotide messenger RNA. Its product is annotated as esterase B1-like. Lineage: Eukaryota; Metazoa; Arthropoda; Insecta; Diptera; Tephritidae. The transcript has 8 exons. The annotation marks the transcript as partial. The record is from RefSeq and is a predicted model, not a curated record.
UUGAAAUUCAAAAAUUUCUAUCUUUCGGGAGGCAUUCAAUGGUCAUCAAUUUGCGGUGAAAGCGAUCCAUUAACCAAAAGCCGAGUCAAAGGGACGUUUUACAAAUUGAGUACUGAGUUCGAAUGUGCUGAGUGCAAAAGUUCAUCUGCAUCCGAGGUGAAAGGUCAGUUUCGUGAAGGAAUCUACGGUGAUGCGUACUAUUGUUUUGAUGGCAUACCAUACGCCAAGCCACCGCUUGGAGAGUUGCGAUUUAAGUCGCCACAGCCGGCAGAACCUUGGCUAGACGUGCGCGAUUGUACUAAGUGUCCACCCAAGUGCAUACAAACAAAUCGUUAUUCGGGUGCAGUUGAAGGAUCUGAAGAUUGCUUGUAUUUGAAUGUUUACGCGAAAAAGCUAAACUCCGAAAAGCCCUUACCCGUCAUUGUAUACCUGAUUGGUGGACGAUUUACAACGGGCGAUGCUUCACGCUCAGAUUGGGGUCCUGAUUACGUUAUGAUGACGGAAGUUAUAUUCAUAAGUAUUGGAUUUCGUUUGGGAGCUUUGGGUUUUCUGAGCUUCCCUGAACCAGAACUCCAAGUGCCAGGUAAUGCUAGCCUCAAGGAUAUAUAUUUAGCUCUGCAAUGGAUAAAGCACAACUGUCACAACUUCAACGGUGAUCCCAGCAACAUUACACUGUAUGGACACAGUUCAGGCAGUUCUGCUGCACAUAUGCUAAUGAUGGCACCAAAAUGUGAAACGCUCUUCCACAAAGUGAUAUUAAUGAGUGGCACUCAAAUGCAUAUACCUAAAACUCCAGAUCUGGAGUAUCGUUUUGCCAAACAUUUGGGCUAUGAGGGCGAAAGGGAUAAUCGCAAAAUCUUGGCAUAUUUAAUGUCGCUAGAAGCGGAGCGCCUUAGCGAUCUGCAAAUUUGGACACCGGGCGAGCAAGAACAAUGCCUUUUUUAUGUUUUUUCCAUAACAAUUGAAAGUGAAACCUCGCCAGAUGCACUAAUUACAAAGGAUCCACUUGACAUAUUCGUCGAUAAGCAGGCUUGGUCUAAUAAUAUACCAAUAGUUAUGGGCAGUAAUUCGUUCGAAUCACUAAUGCAUUACAAAUAUUUCACGGAAGACCAUGAACAGCUGCUCAGACUGCCGUUGGGCGAGAUCAGAGGCCAACGCUGCCAGACAAUUUAUGCGCAUGCUUACUACAGUUUUGAGGGUAUACCCUAUGCAAAGCCGCCAUUGGGCGAGUUGCGCUUCAAAGCACCACAACCUGUUGAGCACUGGGCUGGCGUAAAGGACUGCACGCAAUGUGCGAGCAAACCAAUGCAAAAGAACUCGCGCACUGGUGGGGUGGAGGGUGCCGAGGAUUGUCUAUAUCUCAAUGUUUACACAAAAGAACUAAAAAGCGAGCAGUUGUUGCCUGUUAUGGUGUUUAUAUUUGGCGGUGCAUAUUAUAUGGGCGGGGCUACAAGAAAUUCUUAUAGCCCAGACUAUUUUAUGAGCGAAAAAGUGGUGCUGGUAACAUUAAACUACCGGCUGUGUUCCCUUGGUUUUCUGAGUCUCGCGGAUCCUGCGCUACAAGUACCCGGCAAUGCAGCGCUCAAAGAUCAAAUACUCGCGCUCAGAUGGGUGAAACAAUAUAUCAGCCACUUCAAUGGUGAUCCCAACAAUAUAACAGUUUUUGGAGAAAGCGCCGGCGCUGCUAGCGUUCAUGCGCUAAUGCUUAGCGAACAGACAAGCGAUCUUUUUCAACGUGCCGUCCUUAUGUCCGGCACUGCGCUAAGCUAUUGGGUCAACAUGCCGCAGACUGAUAUGGCCUAUAGAUUAGCAAAAUUUAAUGGUUAUAGCGGUGAGAAUAUAGACGCAGAAGUAUUAUGCUUUCUACAACAAUUAGAGCCUGCCAAACUGGUACAACAUUCGCUGCUCAAUGAGGAGGAACGCAGAAAGUUGUACAUAUUUCCUUUCGGACCAAUUGUGGAGCCAUAUGUUAGCGCGGAUUGUGUUUUGCCAAAGCGACCAUUUCAGCUGUUAAGAAAUGCCUGGAGUAAUCGCAUACCAUUGAUUAUUGGCGGUAACUCCUUUGAGGGUCUCUUUAUGUAUCAACGUCUGAAGAUGUUUCCACAAAUAAUGCGCACGCUUUUGAAUGAUCCAGAACGUAUUUUACCAGAGGAUGCAAAAGAAGCUUAUACGCCUGAACAGCGGCGGGAAAUGGGUACAAAUAUGCUGAAAUUAUUUUUUGGUGCGAAAGAGCCAAGCGAUCGUUCGGUGUUCAAAUUUCUAGAUAUUUAUGGCUACAAGCAAUUUUGGCAUGACAUCCAUCGCACUAUUUUGGCACGUUUGUCCUAUGCCUCUGCUCCAACUUACCUAUAUCGUUUCGAUUUCGAUUCACCAGAUUUUAAUUUGUAUCGUGCAAAGUUUUGUGGCCACGAUCCAGUGCAUGGCUGCGCGCAUGCCGAUGACCUAUCAUACAUGUUUUUCUCAAAUGACUCGUGGAAAGUUAGCUUGGACUCGGCGGAAUAUAAAACUAUUAGGCGGCUAAUUGGCAUUUUAGUUGCCUUUGCCAAGAACUCCGAUCCUCACUGUGAUGAAAUUAAACCAAUUGUAUGGCAUGCGCUUGAGAAGUCCAACCCGAGCUUGGCUUUGAAUAUCAGCAAUGAUUUGAGUAUAAUGGAAUUGCCAGAGAGUGUGAAACUGAAAGCAUUUGAUGAAUUAUUUGCAUCAACGGAGCAAUUGUAUUGA